AUGAAUCGUGGUGGGUCAUGUCUAUCUUUAAAGAAGGAAUUUUUGCGGUUUGUGGGGAUUGCCGGUGGCCUACGGCGAUGGAGUGACAUGAAAGUGAUGAAGUUGACAAACUCCGUAGGGCCAGUGGGCCACAGGAAAACAGGCCCACCCACGGGCCCGCAGAAAACCACAGCCCUUCUUCUUCCUCCUCCUCUUUCUUGUUCCUGCUUCGGUUUGCAAGUCUUCUUCUUGGAAGGAGCUGUGGUGGGUCCCAGCCGUACCGUGAGGAAUCGUUGCCGGCAUAUAUAUCAUGUAUAUGGACAGCAUAUAAGACAGGCCCCUCGCCUCCCCAUGCCGAUGCCCUCCUCACUCCUCCCUCCUCCCUCCUUCUUCCAAAUCCAAUAA
Messenger RNA from Prunus armeniaca (apricot), 384 nucleotides. Lineage: Eukaryota; Viridiplantae; Streptophyta; Magnoliopsida; Rosales; Rosaceae. The record is from the annotation of a GenBank genome assembly.